Messenger RNA from Amborella trichopoda, 2254 nucleotides. RefSeq names its product ABC transporter G family member 4. The record is from RefSeq and is a predicted model, not a curated record. Lineage: Eukaryota; Viridiplantae; Streptophyta; Magnoliopsida; Amborellales; Amborellaceae. Gene Ontology annotation, cellular component: membrane. Gene Ontology annotation, molecular function: ATP binding; ATP hydrolysis activity; ABC-type transporter activity. Gene Ontology annotation, biological process: transmembrane transport.
UGCACUAAAAAAACGCAUACAUAUUAUGUAUCGCUUAAGAAAAGCAGAGGUGAUCCUCAUGGCCGACGAGGCGCAGGUGAUUGUGCCGCAGCGCGGAUGCAACACCCGCAAGCACUGCACCUUCACCGCUGUUUCCAUUUCCUACGCCAAGCCUGCCCGCUUCUGCCUCUCCCGCCUCUUUUCCUCCUCCACCACCACCAUCACCACCUCCACCUCUUCAUCUUACAUUCUCCGAGAAAUCUCUUUCACUGCAAACCCCACUGAGCUCCUUGCCAUUGUAGGCCCUAGCGGAGCCGGCAAGUCCACGCUCCUCGACAUCCUGGCUGCUCGCACCGCCCCCACCUCCGGCCAUCUACUUCUUAACUCGGCCCCUCUCCAUCCCAAAACCUUCCGGAGACUCUCCGCCCAUCUACCCCAACACGACCCCUCCCUCCCUCUCCUCACUGUCCUCGAGACAUUCUCCUACGUCGCUCGGCUCCUACUUCCCAAUCUGCCUCCUCCUUCCCUCUCUGAUUUUCUCGACUCUCUUCUCUCUGACCUCCGCCUCUCUCAUGUUGCCCACUGCCGCCUCGCACACUCCCUGUCCGGUGGUGAGCGGCGUCGUGUUUCCAUUGGUCUGGCGUUGCUCCAUGACCCCUCCGUCCUUUUGCUUGACGAGCCAACCUCGGGCCUUGACUCAGCCUCGGCUCUCCACUUGGUGCGCACCCUCCGUGCUCUGGCCCUGGCACGUGGAUGCACCGUCAUCCUGUCCAUCCACCAGCCCAGCUCUGCAAUCCUCUCCUCAUUUCACUCGCUCCUCCUCCUCUCUCGUGGCUCCCUCAUCCACCACGGCCCUCUCUCUUCCUAUCCAUUGUUCCUGUCCUCUCAGGGCUUCCCUCUACCAGCUCAACUCAACCCCUUGGAGUACGCCAUGGACGUGCUCCCAAACCUUCAACCUUCUCCGCCUCCACCUCCACCACCGCUCUCACUUCCUCAAGUGCCCCCACCUCUGCCACCAGCACUAGGCUACCCGAGCUCUAGAACCAACGAGAUUUACACAUUGUGUUGUAGGUCAUGGAAGAUCAUUUACAGGACCAAGCAAUUACUCCUCGCCAACACCCUCGAAGCCCUCAUAGUUGGCCUCUUCCUGGGGAGCAUCUACAUCAAUCUCGGCUUCGACAAGCAAGGAAUCCAGAAGAGGUUCGGCCUCUUCGCCUUCACCCUCACCUUCUUGCUCUCCUCCACCACAGAGACCCUCCCUAUAUUCAUCAACGAGAGGCCCGUGCUGAUCAAGGAGAUAUCAAGCGGGGUCUACAGGGUCUCCUCUCAUGUGGUCGCGGGCACCAUCAUCUUCAUGCCCUACCUCCUUAUCGUCGCCGUCAUAUAUUCGGCGAGCGUCUACUUCUUAGUGGGACUCUGCCGCACCUGGGAGGCCUUCCUCUUCUUCGUUCUGGUGGUGUGGCUGGUGGUGCUCAUGGCCAACUCUUUCGUUCUCUUCUUGAGCACUCUCGCCCCCGACUACAUCGCCGGAACCUCCCUUGUGACUGUAUGUCUCGGUGGUUUCUUUCUGUUUUCCGGCUACUUCAUAUCAAAGGAGAGCAUGCCCGUGUACUGGGUGUUUAUGCAUUACUUAUCCAUCUACAAGUACGCUCUCGAUGCGCUGCUAAUAAACGAGUACUCGUGUUGGGUAUCGCGGUGCUUCCUGUGGUUUGAGGGCGGCGGCGGCGGUGGUGAGCGGACGUGCGCUGUGAGUGGCGGAGAUGUGCUGUCAAGGAGGGGCCUUCACCAAAGCCACCGGUGGUUCAACGUACACAUCAUGUUCGGGUUUUUUGUCCUCUUUCGCCUCCUCUGUCUCGCCGUACUGAGCAGACGGGCUUCCAUUUCCAAGAAAUGAUUCUCAAAGUUUCCCCACCGCCAAAUUUUUUUCACUUAAUUGGUGGAACUUGAAUCAAAAUUACCCAACCCCGGCAUCCAUGCAUCCAAAAUCUCCUCCUUGCACUCGACCCGACCCGACGCGACCCAUGCACAUUUUAACUUUCAAGUGCAGGGUGGUGCAAAAGGGUAGGGUGGUGCAAAAGGCGAAGAGAAAGUAAUAAUUGGCCAUGUUCCAAUUUCGCGUAAUUGUUGUCGAGCCUCACACGUGAGGUUUUAUGUGGUUAACAACCUUGGAAUAAUAUAAGGUUGGUCAAAUAUAUGGGUGGACCUUAGCAGAGACGCGAUAUUAUCAGUGAAGUUUAUAGAAGGUUGAGGCUCUCAACCUUCAAAUUAAGGUGCA